Messenger RNA from Dibothriocephalus latus, 447 nucleotides. The record is from the annotation of a GenBank genome assembly. Lineage: Eukaryota; Metazoa; Platyhelminthes; Cestoda; Diphyllobothriidea; Diphyllobothriidae.
AUGAGUGGGAAGACGUUAAAAUGUGUCGUCGUUGGAGACGGUGCUGUAGGGAAAACGUGCCUGUUAAUAUCGUAUACGACUAACAAAUUCCCAUCGGAGUAUGUGCCAACAGUAUUUGACAAUUAUGCCGUCACCGUAAUGAUUGGCGGUGACCCUAUGUGGUACGGGGAACUUCAGCAUCACUGCCCAAACGUCCCAAUUCUGCUAGUUGGAACUCAAAUCGAUUUACGCGACGACCCAGUCACUAUCGAAAAGUUGGCGAAAAAUAAGCAAAAACCAAUCCAACCCUCAGCAGGAGAAAAACUAGCUCGGGACAUCGGUGCAUGUAAAUAUGUGGAGUGUUCAGCACUAACUCAGAGAGGCCUAAAGAACGUUUUUGACGAAGCAAUACUAUCGGCUCUCCAACCCAACAACAAAAAGAAGAAAUCCCCUUGUGAUUUACUUUGA